Paramormyrops kingsleyae is the source of this 2933-nucleotide messenger RNA. Lineage: Eukaryota; Metazoa; Chordata; Actinopteri; Osteoglossiformes; Mormyridae. The record is from RefSeq and is a predicted model, not a curated record.
AUCAUCCCAUCGCCAUCCGAUACAGCGAUACAUUCCUGCCAUCAAAGACGCGUACCUGACGCGUGUCUGUGUGUGUGCCGUUCGCAGCCCUGCUUCAGCGAGCAAAAGAAGAAGACCAGUAACCUGGAAGCCUAUGUGAAAUGGUUCAACAGACUCUGCUACCUGGUCGCCACGGAGAUCUGCAUGCCGGCGAAGAAGAAGCAGCGAGCGCUGGUGAUCGAGUUCUUCAUCGACGUGGCCCGAGAGUGUUUCAACAUUGGCAACUUCAACUCCCUCAUGGCCAUCAUCUCCGGCAUGAACAUGAGCCCCGUAUCUCGGCUGAAGAAGACCUGGGGAAAGGUGAAGACUGCCAAGUUCUUCAUCCUGGAGCACCAAAUGGACCCGACCGGAAACUUCUACAACUACAGAACGGCUUUGAAGGGUGCGGCGCACCGGUCACAGACAGCUCACAGCAACAGGGAGAAGAUAGUCAUCCCAUUCUUCAGCCUGCUCAUCAAAGACAUCUACUUCCUCAAUGAAGGGUGUGCCAACCGCCUUCCCAACGGGCAUGUCAACUUCGAGAAAUUCGUGGAGCUGGCGAGGCAGGUGGGGGAAUUCAUGACCUGGAAGCAGGUGGAGUGCCCAUUUGAGCAGGACCGGCACAUUCUGCACUACCUUCACACCGCGCCCAUCUUCAAUGAGGAUGGGCUGUACCUGGCAUCCUACGAGAGCGAGAGCCCAGAAAACCAAGUAGAGAAAGACAGGUGGAAAUCUCUCAGAUCCACCAUCCUGGGGAAGACAUGAGGAGGGGCGGACAAGUCAGCACAAGAAGGGGACACGUUCAUUGCACUAAAAAGAGACUCUGAAGGAACCAAGCUGGAACUUAGGUGUUUUUAUUACAACCGAAGAAAUCAAGAAUGAUGACAGGACUCAUCAGGAAAAAAUAAAUCAAGAAAGAUAAACAUUGUACAGAAUUGCGAACACAGAGAGGACUUAAGCAAAUUGCCCUUGCAAAGUAUUAGAAUAUAUUUUUUCUUUAUUUUGCCCUGAGCAUCAGGAGCCAACUUGUGUAUAUAUUUAUACAUUCAGAGUCAGGGUGUAUGAGGUGAACGUGUAGAGGAAUGAGUGCGUAUUGAUAUCUGUGCGAGUGACCGAUCUGUACGUCGUCUUUUCCUCCAGUGUAGUUUUUCUUUAACGAGGUUCCGAUAUGAAGUACAAGCAGAAGGAUGUACAGCCCUCCUGUUUUAUAUAAAUUAUUGAUAUUUUUCUCUGCCCAACAGCCUUGUGUGACUUCAGUGUUGUAACAUUGUCAUGAGCGUAGGGUCAUGUCUGUCCCAGAAGGCCCAAGGGACUGUUUGGUCCCAUUUUGUUUACUGCGAUCUGAGACGUGUGGCAUCCUUCGGAAGUAGAGGCCGUUCACGGUUUAGCUGGAAAGUUCACCGUUGCUAUUUUUCUCUCCGGCAAACACUGCCUUCAUUGGGGCAGGCAGAUAAGCUAAGCGACUCCUUUGACUCGUGCCCCAUGGCGGCAACUCUCUGCCAGUGGUUCCAGCAAACUAUGGAUGCUGAUGACCGAACAGCUAUGGAGCAUUCACCUACAAUCGACACGCCGUGGAAACACCCCCUUCGUCAACCUCUGCCAGCUUUCAUUUUGCAGUCGAUUCGACGAUAUCGAACCCCCAGUCAGGUCGACGGGCCUGGCUGACCAUUGGGCGACGAGGAGGGAACUUCCCACUUCUGGUUUGCAGGACAUUCAUCACUGACUGAUAUUCAGUUGUUAAACGUUCGUUUGAAAAUUCUGUAAUGACAGAUUUGUGUUGUUGUUUUUUUAUUAUUAUUAUUAUUAUUCUGCUAAAAGGUCAAUUCCUCAUGGCAUGUUUAAACAGCAUUUUUUUUAAAAAAAAAAAAGGGCAUUAUGCUUUUCAUGUCGUAACACUGAAGGCAUUAUUUUCUCAAACACAAAACUGUGUCAUACCACAGCAGUGUACUUAUUCUUUUUUCUUUGUAAUGUAAAUGUGAAUAACGUGGUACGUUUGGGACACUUUUUGGCGUGAGGUUUAUAAUGGGAACAAACGGAAAACGAUACUCUUUUAGGUCCUUACUUAAAACAGAGGGAUUUUUUACACACAGAAUCUGUUGUUUUUUGCUGGAAACAAAAUAACAGUCGUGUCCUUCUCGCUUAAUCUCUUGUUGUUAAUGACAAUGAUGUUGUAUAAAGUGGUUGCAGAGUUUUGAUUUGCUGUCUCAUGGCAAUGGGGGUGGGAAUCUGGGAGAGGGAUGUCAUGUGACAUGGGUACUUUCUAUGAUAAUUUAAUUUCUGAAGUCUUAUUCUGCUUAAAAUGGUUGUGUGAGUGGUGUGCUUGUGGGACACCUUACUGUGCAAAGUUCCGCUCCAUUCUGUUUGGUCGAUAUCACUUUUGCUUUUCAAUGAAUAUGGUUAUUUUUGGUACAUUUGACUUUUACUCUCUGAUGUCAUUUCGUGGAAUAAUCUUCCUAUAGUCUGGUUGGCUAGCACAGAAUCUUCUCCCUUCUCAUUGGCUGUCAUCUCUUAGGACAGAUAUGUCUCCAGAGGGCAUUCUGUCUUAUCGACACAUUGCUGCAGGACCUGACAGGAAGCCACCCCCAAAAACAUUUUAGUUUCCACUUGUGUCCACUUGUCAGAUCCCGGUCUCUGCUUCCACUAUAACAAUAUAGUUGUCUUGUUAAUACAGCAAGAGCCCUGUUAUCAGAUGUUACACACGCAUUAUGAGCCAUCAAAAAUGGUACGUUGAGAUUGUACUCAGAGGCUACGAAGACAGCACAGUAGAUCUUCACACAUGUCGUACUUGGCUGAGAUUUCAUGGGAGACUCCCUUCUGCUAGCGGGCAGGGGUGAUGGUGGGUUUAUAUGUCUUUAUUUGGGUACCAUACAAUGUAUUUAAAAAAUAAACAUAAAUAAAAACAAUGGUGUCUGUGA